CUCAAAUAACAAAAGUAUUAAAAUUGUUAGGUGUAGUGGUAGAUUUGUUGGCAGAAACGAAUAUUUCUUUUUCUACACCAAACUAAUUUUUAUAGUUAUUUAGUCAUUACAUAAAGAUACUUUUCGUGUGUAAUAUUUCUGAGCUCUCUCUCUAUCUAUCUAUCUAACUAUCUAUCUCUCCCUCUUUGUCCUUCUUAUUUCGUUGAUUAUAUUAACUCUAUUCACAAGUGAACACAUAUCGCUAAAACUGGAAUAAUAUCUAUUUUAUCACUUUAUUUUACACACAAAGUGAUAAUUCAAUUUCAAAGAAGAAAGCAUUGAAAUAAGAAGCUUUUUACAACAUUUUCGUUAUAUUAUCGAACUACGAUCGAAACAAAAAUGAACUCAUACUUCGAUGAACAAGAAACGGAGUUCACAUAUGAAAUACCUGAUUGUUUGAUGGAUGGAGAUUACAUAGAGCUUCAUGGAGUCUGUCAUGGGGAACGAAUCAUAUUUGAGCUUUUAACAAAAGAAGGAACAACCCGAAAUAAGCACGAUGAACUACCAUUGCAAAUCAUCUUAGAUACAAAGGGUCCUGUCUUAGUAAUUAGUCGUAAUAGAGUAGAAGUUGCAAAACAAGAAAAAUUUGUGGGGAAUCGAAUUCGUGAAAAUAUGCCUUUUGAACUGUGUGUACAUGCUAGUGAAGAAUAUUACACUGUUACACUGAAUAAAGAAAAAGUUUGUGAUCAAAAACAUCUCAUACCAUUGAGUGAAGCAUUCGCAUUGUCAAUGAAAGGAAAAGUCGAUAUAUUAUCACUUGAAUUUAAAGACAUAUAUUAUGACGAAGAUGAAAUGAACAAUACUAUAAAUAUUACUCAUAACAGCAGUAUUAGACAUGAUGAUGUUCAUUCAGGAUUUGUACGUGUCAAUGAAUUAAGACAAAGUUCAAUACGUAGAAAUGAUUCGCCGAUAUUGGUUCCAACAAGAACAAACUCUAAAUUGGAUAAACACUCGAUAAAAAGUAAAGAUAGUAAUCUAGAAGUUACUGCUUGGAAGACAUCAAAUGAUUUGUCUAAAGCAGAUUUAGAUACUGACUACAAAGCGACUACAUUAGAACGAAAUUCUGCAAUACAUUCGUAUCGUAAUAGUAAUGAAUUUAGUCAAAAUUCAGAGUCAAGAAUAUCUGCAACACUGCCCCCUAUAGGCAAAGCUUCUAAUGAGAGAAUAAAUGAUUAUGGAAUGGGCAGUCGAGGUAAUCUAAACUCGAAUGACACAGCGCACAUAAAAAGUAAAACUGGUAUUACAGGUUUUCGAAAAUCUGCUACUUUAAGUAGCAGUAAAAUUGAACAACGUUAUAACGGUGAAGGCAGAAGUCAAACAGAUGCUGGUGAUUUACUUCGAGGAAGUUAUUCCGUACUGGACGAUGAAGAGCCAGUAAUGUCCAGAAUUACCGCUACAACAUCAACUCCUAAUUUACAAGAAAAGAAUAAGAAAAAACGUUUCUCAUUAUUGGGAAAGAGCAGGAAAUCAACAGGUUCUGAGACUGAUGUUCGUAAGGAUUCGAAGAACAGAAAAGGAUCUACACCAGAAAUUAAGUCGAAAAAUGGCGAAGGCGAAAAAAAGAAAAAGGGUUUACAUCUAAAAAAUCCGUUCAAACGUUCCAAGCCGAAAGAAUUAACACCUACUGCAUCGUCUUCAACAAGUCUAAAUAGAUCUGAUCCUCGAAUUGCGAGUCGUUCUCCAGUUCCUGCUAUAAAUGUUUCCAUUAGUGACCGAUUAUCAAAAGAGUUAUCGAAAAAGCCUGCACCUGAAAUUGCAGCUUAUCUUAUGAAAACCAAUCCUUCAACUGAAUUUGAUACAACUACUCUAACUGGUCGAAGAAGUUUAUCUGAAGACGUUUAUUUCAGACCGUUUACCUCAGCGUCAUCUCACCAUGAUGAGUAUGAAAACCUAGGUAGUCAUACCGAAAGGCUGAACAGUGAUUAUAUUAAAAGGAAGAGUUUGAGUAGUUCACGAAUGUCAAAUGACGGCUCACCGAGAGCUGAUUUGCAUUCACAUCUAAAAUCGAAAAGUCCAGCCCCAGAGUUGGCAGCAGUUAUUCACUCUAAUGAUAUGAGUCCGAAUUUGGGUGAAACUACCAUAACCGAAGGUAUGGAUCCCAACUUUGUAUCAAUGUCGACAAUGGAUAGAGUAGACAAGAAGCCAAAACACGACAAAACCCAUACCUCUGAGAAGAACUUGAAACUUAAAGGACCAGCUCCAGAGUUGGCAGCUAUCAUUCAUGCUAAAGGUAUGAGUCCAAAUUUGAGAGAAACAACUAUCACAGAAAGCCCAGAUUCUCAGUUUGUGUCAAUGACAACAUUGGAGGAUGGAGAGAAAAAAUCAGGACAAAGCAGUGCAAGAGGGUCAUUAGCUAAUGUAAAACUUAAAGGAACAGCUCCUGAAAUAGCAUCUAUUAUUCACUCAAAGAAUCUAAGCCCUAAUAUGGGUGACAUUACUCUCACACAAAGUUCAGACCUACCGCAUACAUCAGUUCCCACAAUGAAUGAUAUAGGCAGUAAACCAUUUAAACCAAGUGGAAGUGCUUCAGAAAUAGCAGCCCAAAUUCAUCAAAAUAACUAUUCAGACAGAUUACCUUAUUCAGAAUACACCAUUUCUGGUACUAGUGAAAGUGAAAAGCGCAGCUCACUAUAUUAUGAAGAAUCUGGUCAGACAGUUCAUGAAAAUAAAAUAAAAACCACUCGUAAAGCUAUUUCAUUAAGUGAGUACGUAUCAGAUGCUGAAGGUACAGAAAGUGGAGGUAGUGAUGUGUAUACAGACAAUGAAUGCUACCUAGAAGUGGGUAAAAGUCAAUACUAUUUCGACCGUAAACGUUCCCUGAAAAAUUAUCGGUCAAAACGUUCAACAAGAAUGGAACGAGAAGCCAGGCGUAGUAUGGGGUUAAAUAGAAAUGACAGUGAAGAAUCACCAAGUAGCAGUAUUUCAUCACUGAAACCAACUGAUCGAAAAUUAACACCCAAAUAUAGAAAACGUCAAGGGGCUGGUAAAGAAGAGGUUUCAUCUUGGCUAAAUAAUUACGAGUCAAGUAAGCGAACAUAUGGUGCAGUAAACGUAGACGGGAAUAUAAGGCCUAUGUACAAAUCACCUGUUAUGGCAGCAGGGUGUGUAGAACAGCAAUCACUUCUUCAUCAAUAUAUGCUUAAAGAUAUUGACCAGUCGAUAAAUUGUGAUUUCAACAUUGAAUUACCACAUACACUUACACUUGGACGAAGUGCACUUCUUUAUGGUCAUUUCAAAUAUGAUUCACCUGUUGUUCAAUCCUGCUUACUGAGACUUAAUUUCACAACUUCACAAGAAGGCGAAGCGUUUGAUGAAUCACUUUAUCUUAGAAUAUGGUCAAAUGGUGCUUUAGAUGUGUUAAGCAAUCAGAGUUUGAAUUCAGAAAAUCUAAUUAGUUCAUCGAAUUUCAUAAAACAUACAACAACUGAUGGCAGUGAAAUGGACAUUAGCAAUAAACAACUGGCAACAUUCCAGUUGCAAUUCAUUUGUCAAAGUCUUUACUUGGCUAUAACUUCAAGUGAACUCUUCACUCUGCUGGUCAAAAAUACUGUAACUAAUCUAUUCAAUUAUUGUCUGAAAUCAUUUGAACUAGAAGAUUCUACAACAGCUGAACUGGAUAGAUUCGUUAUGUCAAAACAUGUGUCGUUACCGUUAAUUAUUCAUCCAACAGUUGAACUGAAUCAGUCGCAUAAUUUAUGUCUUUUGACAAAACUUACAGCUGAUACUAAACGCAUUAUGAUUGAAUACAUUUACGAAGUGUUCAGUAAAUCUGAGAGAGACUGUAUACAAAUUGUACUGGAUUUCGAUGAAAGCUCUUUACUUGUCCAAGAUAUGACAAAUGAAAUGAAAGUGUUUAAAAAACAAGUUAAAAGUGAGAUUCCAUAUAUUCCUGAACAGAUACGUAAAAUCAGAAUCCAUCUUCUUGACAAUCAACUAAAGGUAUUCCUGAAUACUACUGAAAUGUGUGUCUACAGUUUCGAACAAUCCUACUGUCUGGAAAGCAAAUUAUCACUAAUUCAAGUCAAUGGCGAUUUCAUGCUUUUAGACGCACAAUUCGAUAGAGAUUUCGAUGAAGUAUUCUAAUUACUGAGACCUAGAUCUACUGUCUACUGUUGUCAGAAAGCCAAAUGAACUUUUGAUCCGUUCUUUCUCUUUUCGUUUUUUACCCAUGACUAAUACUAUUCAACUUCCAAGUUACAAACCAUUUAUUCUCUACAGAAGGUUGAAAAAAAAUGAAUUAAAAAGAACACUUAACAUAAUUGUUGUUUAUUCAUUCAUGGUAUCAGUGGGAAUAGCUGCAUUCCUCCACUAUUACUAAUUGUUAUCACUGUUAUCAUCAGUUGACAUUCAGUUAAUAUUUAGAUUAUGAAUAGUUAUUAUCGGUUCAAGUGAAGAUUUCUUAUACAGCAUAUUAUAAACAUAUUAUCAUUUUUAAAUAUAAUUGGGUUUGCUUAGUGUGUAUAAGCUUAUACGUGUGUACAUGUACUGGUUUAUUUUUUAUUGAUCUAAUUAACGCUGCUGUGUAGACGUAAUCUCGAUCCAUUUCCCUAUCUUUAUUGAAUUUGAGAUCAGUUGUUAUGCAUGGGUUUUUCAUUUAUUUUAUUUCAAAAAAGCUACAACACUUGAAAUGACUGUCUGUUCAACAUCCUACAAGAAAUAGCGAGAAAGUGAUAUCUUUCGUAGAAGAUAAGCGUCUAACACUAAGAUGUAUGCUUUGCGUUCCUUUGAAACAAUGUUACUUUUACUUGUUUUUUGAUAAGUUUGGGCCUAGUUUAAUACUUAUACAUUUCCUUUCUACUUUUCUCAAUAACAAAGACUAGCAAAGACCGUAUAAUUAUUUUACUUUUAUAGUUGUUUGAUAAAGGUGUGUAUUUCUUAUUAUUUUUCUCUCGUAAAUUGGUUAUUUGUCAAUUGUUUAAAUUGCAAUUUUAUUUCUAGUUCUAAAGCGGAUAAUUUAAUAUUCAUUUUAUUAUUUGAAGAUUCAUGCUACUAAUUUAAUAUUCAUUUAUUGUUAAAUAUUGAAAUAAAACUUUUUACUAGAACUAUUGAACAAAACAAGACAGAUUACUUGGAUCAGAC
This is a messenger RNA of Trichobilharzia szidati, 5118 nucleotides long. The record is from the annotation of a GenBank genome assembly. Lineage: Eukaryota; Metazoa; Platyhelminthes; Trematoda; Strigeidida; Schistosomatidae.